AUGAAACCAAUCCUUGCAUUGUUUGCAUUGAUUCUUUCCCUUAUGAGUCUCUUGUUCAUCGCUAAUUUCGUACAAGCUCAACAAUGCAAGAACCGUAAUCCAUUCACUAAUUCAUCUGCAUGCAGUUCUUGCACUUUCUGCACCGCCACUGCAUCUUCAUCAUGUUGUUCUGCUGUGGAUGACAACCUUGCCUCUGCUUCUGCUAAUGCUGCCAAGUUGAUUUCCACACAAUGUUAUGAUCAAGUGAGAAUGAGUGCUUGUGCCAUUUGUGAUCCAAAGAAUCAACAAUAUGUGGUGAAUGGAACAUUGGUGGUGUGUAAGAGUGCUUGUCAAAGAUUGGCAAGUGCUUGUGGAGGUGCAACCAGUGCUUGUGAUUCAAUGCCAACCACUGAUUGUUGGAGUGGUGCAUUCUCUGUAAUUCCAAAGAUGGAAAUGUUGGUGGCCAUGAUGAUGAUGAGCAUUGGUGUGUUGAUGAUGAUGUUUUAA
Molecule: messenger RNA, 486 nt
Organism: Naegleria fowleri
Lineage: Eukaryota; Heterolobosea; Eutetramitea; Acrasida; Naegleriidae
Exons: 1
Coding region: 1-486 (161 amino acids)
Source: RefSeq, a predicted model, not a curated record